Molecule: messenger RNA, 4233 nt
Organism: Enterobius vermicularis (human pinworm)
Lineage: Eukaryota; Metazoa; Nematoda; Chromadorea; Rhabditida; Oxyuridae
Source: the annotation of a GenBank genome assembly
ACGGAUAACUUUUACUGAAAAAUAUCAGUGGCACAGAAUGACGGAACAGACAAAACUAAAAUAUGAUGCUUUGGAAAGUGCUUCAAGUAGGAUACAGUAUCACCAGUGGAAAGAUCGAGAAUUUAGCGAUUUAUUAUUUAAGUUGAAGUUUGACCCAAAUCAGCCAGACAAGGUAACUAUUUCUGGAUUAGCGGCUGAAGAUUACCCUUCUCUGAGAGAUAUUGACGUUAAUGAAUUUGCUGUGCAACGGAUACGGCCUUUCCCACAGCAGCUAACGGAUCAGUUAAACAAUGCCCAGUGCAUUUAUACAGUCGGUCUUUUGCCAGAAAUAGGGAGAGCGUAUAUGACAAUAGAUGCAGAAUUAUUUGUUUGGAAUUUUGAAGACAGCUGUGACUUGGCUUAUUUUGACAGUAUACCGAAUACUAUCACCAAAGUAGCAAUUGCCAGACCGAAACCAGGAGUUUUUCAGGAGCAUAUCCAUUACCUUCUAGUUGUAGCUACAUCUAAAGAGGUCCUUCUUCUGGCGACAAGUUUUACAAAUUCGAACAACGUUACCAUAGCUAACAGGGCUUUGCUAGACGUUCGUCACGCAGAAAUGUAUCUGCUUCCUGAAGCUCUUUUCAAGAUUCCUUUGGAGGGGAGCACUGUGUCUGACAUUGUCACUACAGAAAAUGGACGCAUUUUCUUUGCUGAAGAAGAAUGUCUUUACGAGUUAGAUUACCAGGAUAAAAGUUGGUUUCAACGGAAAUGUAAAAAGCUAAAUCGAUCAAAGGGUUUAAUCAACUAUUUAUUACCGUCUUUUUCCAUUCUGACUGGUAAAGAAGAAAAAAUAAUGCGAUUAUGUGUUGACGACACGAGACAUAUCUUAUACGUUUUAACGUUAAAUGGUUCUAUACAAGUUUUUGAUUUGGGUGAUAAGGGGACUACAAUCAGUAAAGUUGCUUCUUUAACCCAUGGCCAGAUACAGGAACGAGCUGCUGUAGAGUGUCGGACAGUGGAUGCGUCUUUCUUUUCAGACGUUAUUAGCAUCUCAGCUAUUCCGGCAACAAAGUCACAUUACUUGCAUCUGGUUGCGGUGACUAGAAAAGGAGUUCGGCUAUAUUUCACUUGUUUUGGACCAACUCCUCAAAGUGUUUUAACUGCGACACCUAAUGCUGUACCGUCUUGCUUGCCAAAUGUGGAUGGCAUGCGACCUUGUGAUCUGCGGUUGAGACAUGUUCGCAUACCUCCUGGCUUCGGUACAUUAAGCCAUUCGCUUCAUCCGUUUACUGUUUAUGAUGCGUUUUCAUUUCGAGGUGAUUAUGUUUCUUAUUUAGAAUUAGUUUUAAAUUUUUUCUCUGGUUUGGAACGGAGCUUUGACUUUCUUUUCUUAAGCAAAACGGACAUAAUGGCAGCUACGUUUGGUAGAGAAGAUGAAUCUGUGGUGUGGAUGUAUUCCUCUUCAAAUUUUGGCUUUCAAGAUUGCCUGACUGAGAACGUGGCUCAAUUUCCACUGGACAGCACUGUGUUAUGGGUAAAUGAACCGACUUCUACGGAAACUCGACCUCCGACGUCUGCAAACAAACUUUUGAAGGUCUUCCCACCUGUUGUGGUAACACAGUCCGACAUGCCUGAACAGAAACUUUUCAUACUUACUGGAAAGGGAAUUGCAAUAUCUGAACAACGGUUACCAAUUGAUAUACUCAGAGAGAUAUUGCGGCAGUAUGGUACCGAUUCUCCUCAAUUAUCAUUCUUUGUACAACUUCAUGGCUCUUUAAACGCUUCUGUCAUGUCUCUAACCAUUGUGUGCAGCAAUGAACCUUCCGACGUGUGUAUCAGGGAUUCUGCCCUUCGCAUGUUUUAUUCAUUAGGAGUGGAAUUAUCGAGUGGAGGUGACAGUAGAAAUGCUAUAUCAUUUCGUUCCCCUGUUUCUGGGUAUGCUCAUCAGUCCUUCCGCAAUGCUUCGAUAGCGGACCUUACAUUCCACAUGCGAUGUAACUUCCUUCAUUCUUCAACCCCUUUGCAAGCAUCAACUCCACAGCAAAUAAGAAAUGCAGUACGGUCCCCUCAAAUUCCCAGCACUUUCCAUACGCCUUUGUUACCGACUGAAGAUUCUUUGCAUUCUGCGCAAUCUAUGAGCUGUCGUCAUGAUGCUCUUUAUCUUUACUUUUCUCGUUUACUUGGCGACAUAUGGUCGACUCCUCUUUGUUAUAGAAACGACCACGAAGAGGUUUGCUUUCUUCAUCAUUAUGGCUUACAUGGUUUGCUAAUGAGUUCGGUUUCUCGGAAUAGUUUGGAUUUUUUGGUUUCACGACUGAUUCUGUAUAAAAAGGCUGUUGACGAGUAUGCUCUGCUUGGAAGUGCACGGGAAAUACAGCCUGUUAAUGAGCAGGGCGACAGACAACUUGAUGGAGCAAGAGGCACGAAUUUACAAGAGGAGCGUAAAUCACUAUUGAACUUUUACGAAUUAUUGUCGUUGACUGUUGAGAUUCUUUCAUUAUGGAGUAUAUUAAGUGACCAUCAGUUUCAUAUUAUAACAGCUCAGCUGUCUCAGAACAUCCAUAAUCAGCUAUGUGAGACGUCUUUUGCUACUUUGGUUGUUAAUGGAGCCCACUUGUGCGCCGAAUUGAUCACCUGUUUGAUCAGAUAUUAUUUGGGUGACAAUGCUACAACAGAUGUCAUUUGUGAGGAGUUGAGAAGGCGUUGUCCUACUCUUUUUUCAGAUGAUGAUGCCACUGCAGCAAAAGCCACAGAAAUGGUUGAAGAAGCUCGGCACAUGGAACCGUGUGCUGCACGGGAGCAUUUACUUUCCGAGGCCGUACGACUCUUGACAAUUGGUGUACAAAACAUAAAUUUACCGCUUAUAUGUACUUUAUUAUUUGAAGAUAACGUUAUUUCAGUUGACUGUCUGGAAGGAAUUGUGGAUUUAGCCUUGGCUAGAGCGGAACGCGACGACUCAAAGCUACUUGCCCUUAUAGCGUAUAGGAGCAGGUCUGGUGGAGAUGCUCUGGCACAGCAGGCAUAUGUUAAAAGAAAAGAGGAUUACAAGUGUAUUACCGAUGCGCUUGACCGGAUUGUUGGUGAAGAUAGCUCAAGAACUGAAUUAGGACGCCCUUCAGCAAUUACUCGGAGAGAUCUGAUCAUAAACGCUGUUUUAAAGUCAAAAGACGAACUGGCUAAUGUGGCUAUAUUUAAGUGGCUCUUAGAUAAUGACUUGAGCAAUAUCUUGCUCCAGAGUAAGUCGCCGUACUUAGAAACAUUCCUUCAUAGGAAGGUGGAAGAAGGAGCUUCUAAUCGUUACCUUGACCUUCUUUGGAGGUUUCAUGAGAAAAACGGCGAUUACUGGAAAGCCGCGAAAUUGUUAUUUGGGCUUGCACAAAGGGAAACUGAAGCCUUUGAUACUAGACGACGUGUAGCCUAUCUUUCUCAGGCAGCCAUGUGUGCGCAGUCUGCAGUUGGCUUUGAAAAACAGAUGAACCCAGAAGCCCAUGAGUUUUUGCAGGAUAUAAGAGACAAAUUAGACGUUGCUCAAGUCCAGUUAGCAGCAAAGGACGAGAUUUCUCGUCUGCCAAGGAAUUCAACAGUGAUCAAUGCGUUAGGGAGAUUGGAAAAACGCUUGUAUACAGUUCAAGAGUUAUUUGAAGAGUUUGCAAUUCCAUUUUGCCUUCCAAAUAUCCAGUUGGCAUUGUGUCAUUGUUCUGCAACAUACGAUAAGGAUGCGGUUGAAAGCCUUUGUGAACAGAUUGUUGACCAAGAGCUCUCGAGUAGUCAGAAUGAUUCCGCGGAAACUCGGGUACAACGGCUAGGAACUAAGCUUGCUUAUUAUUAUAAGCACUAUUCCUCUUCUCCAAAAUACUUCCCACUUGAGACAAUAUUAUGUGAUUUAUUGAACCGUGGCCUUCGUGAAGGAUUUCCGGUUUCAAUGUUAGACACACUUGGUGUUUUAACUCAUGCUCCACUUCCUAUGCUUCUUGACGUUCUCAACAUCUGCUUCAGGAAGGAUCCUUUUUGGAGAAAUAACGAACAAGCCUGCUCAUACAUUAUGCAGUCAGCGCUGAAAGUUUUAAAUCGGUUUGCGGCAAACAGGCAGUCUUUUCCAGUUGACCAGAGAAAAAGUUUGGUGAGCAAGUGUCUGGAUUUGAUAUCAACAUUUCUACUCCAUUUGUCAUCUCGUCAUUCCUCUACGGGUAGCAUUCGUGCACAAUUUUCCGACAGUUUCAAAACGCUGCAGAAUAUCUUUGAAAACAUUUAAUU